CUUUGAACAUUACAUUGGAAGAUUGCAGUAUCUUUCGUGACUGAAUAAUUUAUUUACUAUUAGUUUAUAUACAUAAGUGUCUUCUUAUAUUCUGGUGCUACCGCCAUUUUGUGCACAUAGCACGGAAUGAAACCAGAAAUAUUAUCCUCCGAGAACAUUCAUGGACAAUGGCUUUGUAGUUCACGUCCACAUUUUCAAUGUCCAUAGAGGGAGUAUCGCUUUCAGGUAUCACCUAAAAGCAGGCCGUGACAUCUCUCCUCUGUCAAUAUACAAACGUUAUAUUUCCUCUAAUCCUGAUUGGUCCCUAUUCUAUGUGUUCCGAUAUAGGCCACCAGAUGUAUGUGCUGAAAAAUCAUUCAUUCAUAUAUGUUUGUACUGUCAGCUAAACCUAGGAGCAGCCUAUAAAUAGUAUAUCACGUGAUAUUUCUAAGAGAUAUCAAAUUUCAGAGUACGUAGCUUUUUUUAUUAAUGGAUACGUCUGAUGGGCUUUGAAAUUCGCGGCUUUACAGAAACGCCGGAAGUGAGAGAAAUAAUCGUCAAGAAAUUUCAUCAUUUUCUGAUUGCUUGUGACGUAACGGCACGGCACGCCGCGUCAACAAAAGUUGUUAUUAUUUACUCUUGAAACAACUCAUCGGACAAAAUUAUUUACCGGUCAGGAGAUUAUGUUUCAUCGUAAUUUCGUCGACAUUGCUUUCUCUUAGCGGCAGAACUAUCGGAAGGUCUUUUUCUCUUCACUUGCUCAUGGGAUUUAUUGACGAUGAAUUGCGAGAAGUAUCUCAGCUCUGUCACAAUGUUGUUGACGGAAGCCGCCUCGUCUCUUGCGUACGGAGCAUGGUUCGCGUCGAAAUAACGAAAACAUCGUUCAAGCAACUCGUCGUGUGUAUCCAGUUUCGAGAAGAUUAUCCCGCGUCACCUCUGUUUAUCGAGUUAAAAAGUAAAACUCUAUCUACAAAGCUGCUUGAUGGACUAACCGAAGUCUGCGAAAAAGAGUGCAAACGUUUAUUGAACAAAGCACAGGUGUUGCUGAUUUUAAAGUUUAUCAGAAAUUUUAUUGAGGAAAAUCCUCUCAUCUGUUGCUAUGAUGAAAUAUCAACAUUAAAGAAACUUCUAGGGGACAAAGACGAGUUAAAAUUGAAGCAGAAGAAUUCUUAUAUUUAUUUAACAUUAUAUCAAGGUUUAUAUCAUUUUAAGACCAAGCUUGAAAUACCGAAUAAUUACCCCAUCGAUUGUGUGAUAUUUAGUGAUGUUGAUACAAAUUUUCCACCAUUGUUUAAACGCUAUCUAGUUGGACAAGGAAGAGAAUUAGCAAGACAAUGUGUCGAAGAACCAUUGAAGAAACAAGCUCAGAAGCUAUUCACUCCAUCACCAUCAUUAAAUAUAACUGCAUCCUUUCUCAUAAAAACUGUAAAAGCUCUUCCACAAGAGUCUUGUCAACAUUGCAAAAUAAUAUGCUUACCAGCAAAUCCAGAAGAGGUUGUAACCGACGAAAGUGCAGAUUUCCACGCCGAAAGACUUUACUGUGGUCAUCUCUUCCACUUAAAAUGUCUUGUGAAAUACAUGAAGACUCCGCCAUUCCAUGGGGGUAAGAAAUGUCCAAGUUGCGGUCAACGCGUGUAUCAUGACAAAUGGGGAUUAAGUGACAAGCUCGCAGAAGCUCGGUGGGCUCAUCAACAAGCACGAGCAAGGGAGUUAGCUGAAGUUGAAGAUUUUUUCAACUAGAAAAGACCUUGUAUCAAGCAGACACUUGUGCUGUAAGUUUCAAAGUUUGAUAAACUUUACUACAAGCGCGAUAAAUGGAAGCAUAUACAUGGCAUAAACAUGGCAACUGACAUUUUGAGAAAAAAAUAAAAUGCAGGAUAAGAAUGAAAGUAUGAGAGAAAAAAUCCCAUCUUUAAAAACAAAAUUAUUCUUGAUUUUACAAAGUUAUACUAUUUUACAAUUAUUGUACUACAUUUAUUAAAA
This is a messenger RNA of Camponotus floridanus (Florida carpenter ant), 1962 nucleotides long. RefSeq lists its product as uncharacterized. Lineage: Eukaryota; Metazoa; Arthropoda; Insecta; Hymenoptera; Formicidae. The transcript is spliced from 6 exons. The record is from RefSeq and is a predicted model, not a curated record. Gene Ontology annotation, molecular function: protein binding. Bases 742 to 1719 code for a protein of 325 amino acids.